Chiloscyllium plagiosum (whitespotted bambooshark) is the source of this 5004-nucleotide messenger RNA. RefSeq names its product putative E3 ubiquitin-protein ligase HERC3. The record is from RefSeq and is a predicted model, not a curated record. Gene Ontology annotation, cellular component: cytoplasm. Gene Ontology annotation, biological process: protein ubiquitination; ubiquitin-dependent protein catabolic process. NCBI's taxonomy places the organism in Eukaryota, Metazoa, Chordata, Chondrichthyes, Orectolobiformes, Hemiscylliidae. Gene Ontology annotation, molecular function: ubiquitin protein ligase activity.
AGCCAAAGGAAGGUAAUUCCCCAAAUAAAUAUAUUGUGUGUGUCUGAGAGAUUGUCAAAUGUAUAAACUGACGCUGCAGCAGUUUAUAUCUGUUUGUCUCUGGGUUGAAUUGUUUUAUUUUCCUGUCUCUCGGUUCCCGGUUGAUUGAAAGGGGAAUAAUAAAGCGAGCAGACAGAGAGAGAGGAGGAUGUUGUGCUGGGGGGAGUUGACCUCAGGGAGCGGACAGAAUCCCUGCUCUCAGUCAGAGGAGAUUCUGAAAGGAGAGAGGGUUCAGCAUGUUUGCAGCCGGGAAGGAGUCACUGUGUUUGUGUUGGAAAACGGGAAAGUUUAUACCAGAGCCCGCGGCCAGAACCAAAAAUCAAAAUCAGGCCAAUUUCCUAACUUCAAGGAUCAGAAAAUCCACUUUGCUGACAGUGGAACAUCCCACAUCCUAUUCCUUUCUAAAGGAGGAAGUCUUUUUCAAAGUAAAGUUAAGUCAUGGGAAACAGGAGCUCAAACAAGAACAUUCUCCAUUAUGAAACCACAGUUACUUAAGGAUUUGAAUGGAAGAAAAAUAAUUCAAAUGGCCUGUGGAAACAAUCAUUCACUGGCAUUGACCAAAGACGGCCAACUCUUUACCUGGGGCCAGAACACUUAUGGCCAGCUCGGUCUUGGUACAAAGGAUGCUUGCCGGAACAUUCCUGAGUUGAUGUUAUCCCUUCCUGGGAUGCCAGUGGCUCAGAUUACUGCGGGAGGAGAAUACAGCUUCGCCCUGUCUCUCUCUGGGAUGGUGUUUGGAUGGGGGAGAAAUAAUCAUGGACAGCUGGGACUCAAGGACACAGAGGAUAGGUAUGUACCCAACCACGUGAAGCUGUUGGAGCUUAAGAGGAUCAUUUAUAUCUCUUGUGGAGAAGAGCACACUGCUGUCCUGACAAAGGAUGGACUUGUUUUCACCUUUGGAGCUGGGAGUUAUGGGCAGCUGGGACACAACUCUACAGAGGAUGAGACCAAACCUCACCUACUUGGUUACCUGUUUGGCAAGAAAGUUUCUCAAAUAGCAUGUGGGAGCUUUCACACACUUGCCUUUGUUCCAUCAAUUGGCAAGAUCUUCUCUUUUGGUCGUGGGGAGAAAGGACAGUUGGGAAACAGAGGGACCAAAGAUCAGUUACUGCCUCUUCCCAUCAACAUAACGGACAUGUCUGGGAAAUGCACAACCGCAAACGGCCAUACAACCGAACCAGUUAUCAAAAGAAUUUUUGCAGGAGGAAACCAAAGCUUUGCAGUGUGCAAUGAUGAAGUGGAUUUGGUGUCCAAAAUGGAUCACUCUUCACACAUAACUUUGAAGAGAAUCAUCACAGUGGACAAUUUCCUGGAAAAGCAAUUGUGUAAAGAAAGAAGAAAGGCAAUCUCAGAGGCAUUUUCUUGUUCUCAAACUCUAAGUGGAAGUUUCCUGGAAGUCAGGAAUGAUGGCCAUUUCAAAACAAAUAGAGAGAUGUCUGGUCUUGAUCUAUCUGCAGUGUCUAGGGGCUUCGAGAAUUUGGCAAAAAGCUGCUCACUGUUACAGAAGGUGAAGAAUGUAGUCCAGCAUCACCUGAUCCCAUCGUUACCUCGAUCUCCAACCUGUGUGGAAACAUUGCGAGUUUACAUUAUAAUACCAGAACUCAUUGCUGUCCUGGGAGAGUUAGGGGAUUCAGCAACGCUGCUCGAAUCUUUAAGCAGAGCCAUUCUCUCACUUGAAGAAGAGUAUUUUAAAAUUCUUGAAUGCUGGUGGAGGACAAUACCUGAUGAUUUUUUCAUGCGCCUUGUGACAAUAUAUCAAAGAGAAUCAAAUCAAUUUCAUCUACUGGCUCUGGCGAAGGCCUCAAAAUACGACACCAGACUACAUGAUUCAUUAAAAAUUUUACAAGCACUUUUCAAGGUAAACUUGAGUAGAUAUGCAAAGAUCCCGGAUGGAAACUUUUGCAUUCCUGUAAUGGAAAAUUUGAGGCACUCUUUUAUGUUAAUGAAUGGCUAUGCAUGUUCAGAAUUGAAGAUUCAGCAAUAUUUCUCAGCAUUUCUUGGAAUACAACGGCAAUUAUUUGCAUAUCCUUGCAUCUUUGAUAUGGAAACGAAGCUGCAAGCAUUGAAUUUGGAAUUCAUGCUAUUGGCAAACCCAAAAGAACCGAUCCAUCUGCAGGUUUCAAGGAAAGCGAUUCUGCAGAGUGCGCUGAAAGGCAUAAAGUCAAUCAGAUCAGCUGCUUAUUGUGCAGUACUUGAGGUUGUAUUUGAGGGUGAAUCAUGUUAUGGCAAAGGGGUAACGCAGGAAUUCUUCACCCUUCUUAGUCGGGAACUAUAUGGCAGCAGAGGGAUAUUUCAACGCUCCGAAGAUUCUGGACUGCUUUGGUUUUCCAAUGAGGAACCAGAAAUGGAUCUUGCAUUUCAUCUGAUGGGAAUUCUCUGUGGAUUUGCUGUAUCCAAUUGUUUAAUCUGCAAUUUCAACUUCCCAUUGGCUUUAUACAAAAAGUUGCUCCACGUGCCACCAGGUUUGGAGGAUCUGAAGGAACUCUCACCAACAGAAGGAAAUUCACUCCAAGAGGUCCUUGAUUAUGAGCAUGAUGAUAUUGAAGAAAUGCUGUGCCUGGAUUUUACUGUGUCUGAGGAAACAACUGAAGGAAAUAGAGUUCUACAGGAACUCAUUCCUGAUGGCAUCAAUACCCCUGUUCAAAAGCAUAAUCGGAAACAGUAUGUUGAUGCAUACGUGGAUUAUAAGCUGAACAUAUCCGUGAAGAAACACUUUGAAGCCUUUUCACAAGGUUUCAGGAAGUCAGCACUGCCGGUGGUGGACAUAUUCUUCCCUGGAGAACUGAGGAAUGUUAUUCAGGGGAACACUGGAUAUGAGUGGGAGCUGCUGGAACAGAAUGCAAGAUAUGCGGGAUAUACACAAACUGACAAAACAGUCAGGAACUUUUGGAAAGUCUUUGAACAGCUACCAAAAGAGAAGAAAUUACAAUUUCUUGCCUUUCUGUCUGGAAGUGAAAGAAUCCCAGCGGGCGGGUUUCAGAAUUUUUCCAUUACGAUUCUGAACACCAAGAAAGAGACGCCAGAUUCCUCAUACCCUUGUGCUUACACCUGUGGCAGGAUCCUCGACCUUCCCAACUAUAGCUGCAUCGAAAUAUUGGCAGAGAAGUUACUUCAUGCAAUGGAAUACGGUGAAGAAUUCAAUGCACAAGAACUGUAACAUUUGCAGUGAGAGAUCUGCAUCUGAGAAAUGCCGGAGUGAUUGACCAAGAAAACAUGACUGAUUUAUAUCUUAAAAGUUGCAUUAGAGCAUUUGUUUCAUUGCAACACAGAAAACACCUGGAUGUGGUAUUGCAAUAGUUUAACCCUCUAUGAUAAAAUUGAGACAUUUGUUACAUUUUCAUUCAUUCACAAAACAUGGCGACUGAUGUUAACAUCAACAUUCAUUUCCUGAAAGAGUCAGUCAUAUUGCUGUGAAUCUGGGGCCAUAUAUUGUUCAGACCCAGUAAGGACAGCAGUUAUAAGUGAACCUGAUGGACUAUCAGAAUGACCCACUAUUUGCACUUUUUCUCCUCCAGGUUUAGCUUCUAGAACUUAUAUUCUCAAGUGGUAAUAAUCAGAUUUUAACUUGUAUCCCUGGAGACCCAUUCAGUCCUGUUGGGUAACUAGUCCAAUCAUAUAAACGUGAUGCUGCUGUAAUCUCUGUAUGAUAGGUAUUGCACCUUACUGUGGGGAUUUUAAAAAAAAAUCAGUAUUCAUUUCUGGGAUGUGGGUGCCACCAUAUUGCCCAUCCCUAAUUGCUUUUGGAAAGGUGGUGGAGUUACUGUCUUAAACUGCUCCAGUCCUUGAAGUUUAGGUCCAGUUAUGCAAGGGAGUGCUGUUGUGCAAGGGAGUUCUGGGAUUUAGACCCAGUGACAGUGAAGAAAUGACAGUAUAGUUCUAAGUCAGGAUAGUGUGUGGCUUAGAGGGGAACUUUCUGGCAGUGAUGUUCCCAUGCAUCUGCUCCCUUGUCUUUCUAAAUGAUAACAGUUGUAGGUCUGCAAGAUGAUUUUGAAGGAAUCCCGGUGAGUUACUGCAGUAAAUCUUGCAGAUUUGUGCCAAUCAAUUUCUCAUUAAUGGUGCCAAACUUCUUGUAGUGAUGGAGUUGCAUCCAUUCAGGCAUUUGGAGAAUACUCCAUCACAUUCCUGAUUCGUGCCUUGUAGAUGGUGGUCAGACUUAGGGGAGACUGAAGGUUAGUUAUAUGCUUAGCUCAUUGGAACCCAAACAAAUGUCAGAGGUAGUAUUACAUGAACUUGGGAGGUAAGGAUUGAGAAGAUUUUGUUACUGUUAUUGGUUUGAACAAGUUUUAGUCUUAGCCACAUUUUGAAAAAAAACUUUUGAUAUUUAUCUUAAUGACUGGAGCAAACUUAUAAGCUUUUCAUCAAAAUUUAAUGAGCUUGCUGUUAUUUCAAAGUAUAUGUAAUGUCAUGCCACAUAGAAUUACAUUGGCUUGUUUCUGUGCUCCAUAUUCAUUCAGACCAACCAAUCUAUGCCAACAUUUAUGCUCUACUCAUCUACUCUCAUCCUUCCUCAUCAAAUGGAACCAGCAUGAUCUUUUAUACCUGGUGCCCUCAUACACUUACCUCACUCCCACUUGAACAUUAACAUGCUAUUUGUCUCAACUACUCAGUAUGGUAGAGUUUCAGAUUCUCGCUACUCUUCCAUGGAAGAAGUUUCUUCUGAAUUCUCCAUUUGAUUUAAUUAUCCUGUACUAAUUUCCCCAACUUCUCUCUUUGCAUUCUCUCUGUGCUUACCCUUAUCAAAAUCUCGAUGAGACUAUCAACAGAACAUUCACCAAUAUUUGCUUUACGACAAAAAAAUCCAGUCAUUCAUUGUUCACCAUUACGUAUAAGCUCACACUUCUAGAAUGAAGAAACCAAAACAGUGCACUUUGUCUUACAGUUGAUGCACUUUGUAAAAUAUUAAUUAUUUCAAUGUGUAAACAGCUAUUCAAGCUUUAUUUUGAUAUUUAUAAAGAAAUGAUUGAA